GGGGGCGCAGGCUGGUCUCUCUCGCUUUGGGCGCGAGUCUGCGGGGAGGCUCCGCGGAGUGUCCUGCGGCCCUUGUUCAGGCCUCAGCUUAAUUCUGGGCGGCUGGUCCUUGUCACACCCUUGUGGAGCUCAGCUAGGGCGAGGGCUCUGGGCCAAGCUUGCUCCCAGCAGGAGAAUGUGGGAGGCCCCGCGUCCUCCUUGGGGCGCUCCUCCUCAGGGCCCCGUCUCCUCCUGGCGUUGACCCUGGCCCGGCUCUGCCUGCUUCACUCACCCACCCACCCACGACCAUUGGGGAGGUGGGGCAAGCCGGGGCGGCGGGGCGAGGCUGCUCAACAAGCAUGAGUGCGGGGCCUGAGUGUGAAACCCCCAGGAAAAGACUUAGGUUGGACCCCUUCCUUUCCUCCUCCUCCUCCUCCUCCUCCUCCACAAAUACCGCCACUGCCAAUAGUAGUAGCUCAGAGGAAGGACAGGCCCCUUCCCUGAAGAGGAAAGUGACACUGCAGCAUCAGCAGCAUCAGGAGCCUCCUCUUCCUCUUCCUCCUCCCCCCGCCAGCAGCGAGCCAAGGCCCGGAAGCAGCAGCAGCAGCAGCAGAGGCAUCCCUACAGUCACGGUGGGGAACAAAGUUUACAAACAAAGGAGGAUUACCUCUUGGAUGGAGAAUAAAGGACCCAAAACAGUGGAGUCAAAAAGCUUGCAAAACAAAACUAGCAGCACAGAGGCAGAGCCCAAAAUGACAUUUGUUAAGAAAGAUAAUGUUUUUGAACAUGAUACGGAAAAGGAUGAUGCUCUUGAGCAGCGCUGUUCAAGAUUAUCUGUGGAAAUGAGCACCAAGCAUGCAGCUUUGUCUCAGACUGGCACCCUGCAUAAAUGGGAAGCUGAAGGGAUAUGUAGGGAUCAGCUUUCAGAAGCAGAAUCUGUGAAAGUAACCCAGACAGGAGACCAGCUGAAAAAUGCUAAUAUUAAUCAAAUGCACAAAACUGGCAGUCAGACUCAUCGGGGCUGCAAUGAAAACCGGGAAAACUGUACUCAUAGCAAGCUUUCAUCCGGCAGCCCUGUGAAGGUGGCAAUGAUAAAACACCCCUCAAAAGAGUGUGAUACAGAAAGGCAAGUGACUUUACGGAAUCCACAGUCAUCUAAGAACUGCAACUCUGAGCAUCUAACCUGUGUAAAUGCUGAGUUAGAUGAGGUGGACGUGGUGCCCGAGAGCCCACUUUCAGAUGCAGGCUGUGAUGCUUGUUCGUCUGAUUUGUAUGGUUCUCUAAACAGAGAUCAAGAAUGCUUGGGGGAUUCUCCUUCUUUUGAGAAAGAGAGUGAACCUGAGUCACCAAUGGAUGUAGAUAAUUCCAAAAACAGCUGUCAGGGCUCAGAGGCUGAUGAAGAAACCAGUCCACUUCUCGAGGAACAAGAAGAUAUUGACAUGUCAAAAGCACCAACCAAAUCCUCACCAUUUCAAAGAACAGAUUCUGAUUUGGAUUCAGGAAAAUCACAGUUUCCUUCCCGGAGAGGUGAAGGUACUCGAUUUAGCCUCCACUUGGAUGGGAUGGAUAAUCCGCUCAAAGAGGGUGAAACGCACACUGAGUCAUCCGGGAACUUGCCUGUGUCAUCAGAAAGCAAAGGUGCCAAACAUUGUGGCAGGAAGGACUCUAAAAUUACUGCCCAUUUCAUGAGGGUUCCCAGAACAGAAGAGAAAAGGAAUGAACAGUGUGAAUUAAAGCCCCAUCGACAUGGAAGGAAGAAUUCUAAAUAUACCCCUCCUCCACUUCCAACUAAUAAAAAGUGGUUUGGGACGCCUAUUGAAGAGAUGAGAAGAAUGCCAAUGUGUGGGAUACGUCUUCCUCAUUUGAGACCUUCUGCAAAUCAUACAGUGACAAUCAGAGUAGAUCUUCUGAAGGAAGGAGAAGUGCCUAAACCUUUCCCAACACAUUACAAAGAUUUGUGGGACAAUAAACAUGUUAAAAUGCCUUGUUCAGAACAAAAUUUAUAUCCUGUAGAAGAUGAGAAUGGUGACAGAACUGCUGGGAGCCGAUGGGAAUUAAUCCAGACUUCACUGCUUAAGAAAUUUACCAGCUCCCGUGAUUUGAAGGAGGCUAUCCUCAGAUACAAUGUUGCAUAUGCCAAGAAAUGGGACUUCACAGCCCUCACUGACUUCUGCGACAAGGUGCUUGAAGACGCAGAGGCUCAGCACCUGUUUCAGUCCAUUUUGCCUGAUAUGGUGAAACUUGCGCUCUGUCUGCCUAGCAUCUGCACCCAGCCAAUACCUCUACUGAAACAAAAAAUGAACCACUCCAUCACAAUGUCACAGGAGCAGACUGCUAGUUUACUAGCAAAUGCCUUCUUCUGCACUUUUCCCCGGCGAAAUGCCAAGAUGAAAUCAGAAUAUUCAAGCUAUCCAGAUAUUAACUUCAACAGGUUGUUUGAAGGCCGUUCACCAAGGAAACCUGAGAAACUGAAAACCCUUUUCUGUUACUUCAGAAGAGUCACAGAGAAAAAACCCACUGGACUGGUGACAUUUACAAGACAGUGUCUACAGGAAUUUCCAGAUUGGGAAAGAACUCAGAAAAAAAUGUCCAGACUGCAUGUCACAUACGAAGGUACUAUUGAGAGCAAUGGCCAUGGGAUGCUACAGGUUGAUUUUGCUAAUCGCUUUGUUGGAGGCGGCGUCACUGGUGCAGGACUAGUACAAGAAGAAAUUCGCUUCUUAAUCAAUCCAGAACUGAUUGUAUCUCGUCUUAUUACUGAAGUCCUGGAUCACAAUGAAUGUCUAAUUAUCACAGGUGCAGAGCAAUAUAGUGAAUAUACUGGCUAUGCAGAAACAUAUCGGUGGGCCAGGAGCCAUGAAGAUGAAACACCCAGGGAUGAAUGGCAGAGGCGCUGCACGGAAAUUGUGGCCAUAGAUGCAUUUCAUUUCAGACGUUUCCUUGAUCAGUUUGCUCCUGAGAAAAUUAGAAGAGAGCUCAACAAGGCUUACUGUGGUUUCUCUCGACCUGGUGUCCCACCGCAUCACCUUUCAGCAGUAGCUACAGGAAACUGGGGAUGUGGUGCCUUUGGAGGCGAUUCAAGAUUGAAAGCCCUAAUACAAAUCUUGGCAGCUGCAGAGGCUGGGCGAGAUGUUGUUUAUUUCACCUUUGGAGAUGCUGAGCUGAUGAGAGACAUUUACAGCAUGCACACUUUCCUAAUUGAGAAAGGACAAACCGUUGGAGAUGUUUACAGGCUGUUGCUCAGAUAUUACAAUGAGGAAUGCAGGUGUUGCUCUACUCCAAGACCAGAAGUCAAACUCUACCCUUUCAUAUACAGUACAGUAGAAUCCUAUGCAGAUUCCACUGAUGACGAGAGAGGAAUAUGUUUCGAUGACUAGAAUGAAAAUUUGCAGAGUGAAUAUCCUUCUUUUCUUUGUAGAAUAUAAGUUGAAUUGUUAAAUGUAGCAUAUGGUAUAGCUUAAUUUAACAUCCAUGAAUAUAAAUAUUGCAUUUGUUUUAUGUUACCUGAAGACCAAUGUUGAAAAGAAACAGGUUUUCUUGCCGAUAUAGAAUGUACACCCAAAUCAUCACACAUAGAACAAAAUGUUUGGGUAACACACUUUUUUCCCCAGGUUCAGGGUUGAGUUUUUACUCUAUAUUCUUUAUGGUUAUAUUUGAAAAAAGCAGAUUUAUACAUGUCUACCCUUUUUAAAAAAAGCAAUUAUAGAGAUAAUCAGAGAGAGAGAGAGAGAGAGAUUCCUAUAUAAACCACUUAGCAUGCCAGCGGUAUAAUUUAUGAGACUGAUAUGGGUAGAAAGCCUUUUAAUAUCUGUGGUAGUGGGCAUACAGUUCCAUUUCCUCCUGAGGCUGCUGUGGCUCCUUAGACAAUUUUAGCUGUACAAACAGCCUCACUUCUGUUUCAGUUUAGUGAAAGAUGUAAAAUAGGCAAAGAUGUCUUAGAAACGAUAAUGAAAGGAAUAUCCAGGGCUCCUCCUUUUGAAUGGGAGCAUGGUUGGGGAACAACAGCAAAAGGAAAGGUAUGAUGGAUCUGGGCUACAAAAAUAACCAAGAUGAAAUUUAGAGAAAGUAAAGGGGGACUUAUUGGCCCCAUUCAGAAGACAUCUUAAACCAUAGCUUUAACCAUGGUGGUUAAGCCAGAAAGCCAGGCUGUGUUCAGAAGACACCUUAAACCACAGCUUUAACCACAGUGAAUAAAGCAAAAAGUCUUAUUAGCCAUGGUUAAAGCCAUGGUUUAAGGUGUCUUCUGAACACGACCUGGUUUUCUGGCUUAACCACCAUGGGUAAAGCCAUGGUUUAAGGUGUCUUCUGAACAGACCCUGUAUGUUAUUUCUUAGCGAGGGCCAUAUAUUCAUGAAAUGGUUAAACAGCUUUUUUUAAUUUUAAAAUGGUUUAAAAUUGCACAAGGUUCUUUGUUGCUGGGAUUUAGGUGGAGAAAUAUAUCUAUAUAUUUAAUGUACAGUGAGUAUUAUAUCUGGGAUUUCAUUAUAUAAUAUAAAACCCAUAUAAAGCAUGUGUUGGUAACUAUGGUCAAUUUCAUCGAACUGGGAUUUGAUAAAUGCUCCAAGAAUUAUGGCACAAUCUAGGGGAAAUUUCUACCAAGACCAGCUCCACUGGAACAAGUGGGAGUUGUGCAAGGCUGCCGUUGUACACUUUUAAGGCUCCCUAUUGUUUCAGUGGGACAUAGGAAACAUUCCUGCUUAAUUUUGUCCUUUAUGGGAAAGUGCUCCGAAAAAAGAAAGGAAAUAAAAAUAUAAGGUUCUUGUUGCUUGCUGUGGCCUUGCCAGGAGAUAACAAUAAAGAUUAUUCAGCAGUAGAAACUUUGCUGUAACCAAUUCUAGGGUAGUUAGAGGGAAAGAUGUCUUGAGAAAACCUUGUGGCUUAAUGUUGAAUACAGCACAAUACUGUAUUUUUCUCUAGCUUUAAAGUAAAAUAGUACAGGGUUAAAAGGUUAAUAAGAGCCUUGUGGUCCCAGCAGCUUCCUAAUUAAAGAGAAAACUAAACUGUCCAGGAUGCUUCAUCAAAGCCAAAAGGGAUAAUUCUAGGUCAAUUCUAUAUUUUUCCCUACAUCUUAAUUUCUUGUGUAACUGCUCAGUCUCUUGCUUCUCAGCUAUGUGAUGUCCUCUCUAGUUUUAUUAGUAAGAGAGAACUGCUUUGUGUUGCACCCUAAAUACUGAAAGAGCUGAUGGGCCAAUCAUCCAUUAGAUGGAAAAGUGCCAUUUCAGUCAGCUGUGUGGUACAGUGCUUUUCUCUCUAGACCAAUCCCCAUCUAAAAUUCCUCAGUGACAAAACAUGCAAUUAUGGUCACCCAUGAGUGUAUAUAAUAAUUUAUAGCAGGUUAAAAUAUAUCAUUAAUUCUUUAAACUUGCAAGUUGUGCAUUUGUUAUAUUUUUUGAUUGGGGCGGUGAAGAAUCAGUAUGAUGUGUACAUGAUUUUUUUUUUUGUAAUGGAAAAUAAUAAACCCA
This is a messenger RNA of Elgaria multicarinata webbii, 5441 nucleotides long. It is a transcript of the gene PARG, whose product is annotated as poly(ADP-ribose) glycohydrolase. Gene Ontology annotation, molecular function: poly(ADP-ribose) glycohydrolase activity. The transcript has 18 exons. Lineage: Eukaryota; Metazoa; Chordata; Lepidosauria; Squamata; Anguidae. Gene Ontology annotation, biological process: carbohydrate metabolic process; ATP generation from poly-ADP-D-ribose; regulation of DNA repair. Gene Ontology annotation, cellular component: nucleus; cytoplasm. Bases 339 to 3356 code for a protein of 1005 amino acids. The record is from RefSeq and is a predicted model, not a curated record.